GCCCAAAGUCCGAGCUUGCAGAAUGCCUCAAGGACCAAGGCCAGCAUGAGACGCCAACCGAGAUCUCCUCGGAAUGUACGGAUUUCAUGGCACUCAACACGGCCUGCGCUGAUGAGAUAGAGCAGCUUUGCGAUGAGGAAUUCUUUGCGGAGAACACGAUGCCCUGCUUGGUGAAGUAUCGGGUGUCAGACGAGGACAUAUCGGAGAAAUGUCAGUCGGUGAUGCAAUGGGCACUUCCAGAGGAGGCGAUAGAGCCCGUGACAGAUGAGCUGGGUAUGUCCGAGGAGGAUCGCUUGGAAAAAGAAGAGUGGAGAGCAAAGCGAAAGCAAGGGCGGGAGGAUGCCAUUGAAAGAAUGAAGAUGAAGGAACAAGAUGCAAAGAAGGACAGAAGGAGAGGAGGGAGCUGCAAAAGUUUCAGGAGGAAAGCCCCGAGGAGUAUAAAGCAAUGCUUGCUCAGAAGGAGGAGGACAAGCGCCAGGCAGCCGAGCAGAAGAGGCGUGAAAGGCUGCAGCAGGCUGCAUGGGAGCGCAAGCGGCGGAUUGAGGCGGGCGAGGACCCCGAUGCCGCAGAUGCUUCAAGCUCGAGAUCAGCGCCCAAAGGCGCGAAGCCAAAGGGGUCCUGGUACAGCACCAUAGCUGCCGUGCUCUUUUUGGCAAUCAUCGGGGGCAUUGCCUACACGGUGAUGGCAGGCGGCAAAAGCGCACCAGCAAGCAGCCGCAGCGCCAAGGGGGGUAAGAAGAAGAGGUGAUUUUGUUGGCGACUGCCGCACCUCGCCCUGUGAGUGGUUAUCGAGUCUUGCGAUAGGGCAAGAACACGAGAGGCAAUGACUGCAAAGUUGGUCACUAGGCUCUUGAAGCCUAGCACUAAUGUUCUCUUGCUCUCGGUGUGGGAGGCUCAGCAGAAGCUGAAAUAGGAUUAGGAGGCAUGACACGAGGGAAUCACUGUGCAGCCAUAGGGCGCAGAACGAAGC
Molecule: messenger RNA, 970 nt
Organism: Effrenium voratum
Lineage: Eukaryota; Dinophyceae; Suessiales; Symbiodiniaceae
Source: the annotation of a GenBank genome assembly